Molecule: messenger RNA, 1122 nt
Organism: Aspergillus sclerotioniger CBS 115572
Lineage: Eukaryota; Fungi; Ascomycota; Eurotiomycetes; Eurotiales; Aspergillaceae
Exons: 2
Coding region: 118-993 (291 amino acids)
Biological process (GO): mitotic sister chromatid segregation
Cellular component (GO): kinetochore; MIS12/MIND type complex
Source: RefSeq, a predicted model, not a curated record
CCUCCGGAGAGAGCGCAGCCAGGACAUACCUACCUAGGUCCUCCCCGACGCGUCCCCUCACCACCCCACACACCCAACCCAAAAACAAAGGUCAAAGAAAAAGAAUUACCAGCAAAAAUGACAACCGACCACCACCGCAAAAUCGAACUCCAAUCCGCCGCCGACUUCACCUACCUCUACGCCAACACGGUCGCGCUCUCACGCCAAAAACUCGAUUUGCAUCUUCCUCCCUCCACGAACCCCAACGAUGGGCCGGAUCCAAUGCGCGAACGUGUUCGCGAACUAGUCGAUGAGUACAUAAACCGCACCUUCACCUCCGCCUCCUCCUCCAUCAGCAUCAACGGACUCGAUUCCACAUCACCCGAAUUCCCCUUCCCGGGUGCUUUCACCGCCCCCACAGAGCAAGUCGAGUAUGAGGCGUAUGACGGGAAACUGGCGGCAAGAGUGACAUCGUUAUAUGCGCAGUUGGAGUCGUUGACGACGACGGUGGCGCAGUUGAGGCGGGAUGCGCCGGGGCGGGCGGCGAAGGCGUAUGCGGAGCAGUUGAGGCGGGCGAUUCAGGAGGAUGAGAAUGAGGAGGAGGAGGUUGAGGAAGGGCAGGGAGAAGGAGAGGUUCAGGAGGAGGGGUUGAAGGAGGAGAGUCGGCAGAGUGCGGAGGGUGAAGAAAAUCGGGAUACGGAGAUGCCUGAUGUGGAUGCGAACGCAAAUGCGAAUGCGAAUUCAAGGAAGAUGGAGACGACGCGGAGAAGGCCGAUGACGAGGUCGCGCGCGAAGUUGGAGGUUCCGCUUGGGACGGAGCAUGAGGCGGAGCGGUGGCGGAGUGGGGAGAUAGCAGAGGUCUAUGAGGAUGCGUUGCGGACGUUGUUGCGGCUUCAAGGCGAGCUGGAUGCUAGUGCCGAAGGGCCGGACGGGAAUGCCCUUGCUUCGACGCUGGGGAAGGCCGAGCGAGCUGGUCGGGCUGUCGAUGUGGUGGAGAAGAGGAAGAAGAAAUAAGCAUCUCCUGGGUUUACAUUUACAUCUGGCUUUUCUUUACUGGUAUGGGUUGGCGUCUGCAGUGGAGGUUUGGGAUGAUACCAUUGAUUUACGGUGGCUUUACAAUAAUGAAAGAACGGCAUAUCAGGG